Molecule: messenger RNA, 3361 nt
Organism: Odontomachus brunneus
Lineage: Eukaryota; Metazoa; Arthropoda; Insecta; Hymenoptera; Formicidae
Product: pyridoxal-dependent decarboxylase domain-containing protein 1
Exons: 10
Coding region: 261-2750 (829 amino acids)
Biological process (GO): carboxylic acid metabolic process
Cellular component (GO): intracellular membrane-bounded organelle
Molecular function (GO): pyridoxal phosphate binding; carbon-carbon lyase activity
Source: RefSeq, a predicted model, not a curated record
AGCACAGUCGCUCUCAAGAUUCUCCCGAUAUAAAUUGACCAAACAGCGCUACGGUGACUAUACCGAUGAAGUGCUGUGUCGCGUGCUCGUGGGGCCCCCUGUCACUUAGUGUAUCCACAAUUCUUUGCAAAAAGAAGCUUACAAAAGUUCAGUAAAGCCGCUCACGUUUUGCUGCAGACAGAUCUCGUCCUCGCAAAAAUAUUCGAAGAAAGUACCCCGCCGGAGAUCGAUCGAUCUUGGCCGGAGACGAAUGAGCGCGUAUGACGCUUGACUCUACGUUACUGCCGGCCACGACGACUACUGCCACGAUGGCCGAGGAGGUUGACACAAACGAUAACGCGGCGAUGGAAAGUCUAGCGCAAAACCUGCUGGAGGUCAGUGCCGGAGAGGGUGACUCGUCCACGCUGAGCGAAGUGGGCGCGCUGCAGUUUCAAGCGUCGCAAGUGAUCUCGCGGUUGGAACAGGCAGUGGAGCGAGCUGCCGACGGCGGUGGUGGUAGUGGUGGCGGCGGUGACGGCGGUGACGGCGACGGUAGCACGUGGAACAACCCCUCAGGAUUCCUGUCGCAGCCGAAAAAACCGGAUGAGAUAUUAGCGUUGAUACAGGAUUUAGUACUUCAUGAGGAUGCACCACAACCAGUGGAAGUUGGUUCUACGGACACACCAGCCAGCCAGAUUACUGCGCUGCCAAUUUUGAAUGAGGCGGCAAAAUUGGCUUUAGUCACACACACCGUUUCAGCUUACGCUGCAGCGCUACCAAAGCCACACGCGCAGAAACUUGCCGGUCGCCUAGCAGCUGACACGACAAGAUGGCUCAGCCAUAUCUUUCGCUUUGUCGACUGCGCGUCGUCCUUCCACGAGGAUCACUUGGAGGGACUGAUCAGAGUAACGCGAUUGGCUUUGCACCGAAAGUACCCGAGGUAUAUGGAGGAGGGCUUUACCGCACUCGCGUCUAUGCCACCCUUGAUUUACAGCUCCGUUGCUGCACCCUUGGGUGUCGUCCAACACUUGUGCAGACAGCUCUCUUUACCGCUUCACUGCAUACGGCCGAUCCCACAUAAUACUAUGUUUGGUUCGAGACAUACUAUGGACAUCUCGGCGUUGGAGCGACGUUUAGCGGAGGACACACAGUCGAACAAUGUAACACCGUUAUUGGUCCUGGCCGAGGCUGGCUCGGUAUUAACAGGCCAUUGUGAUAACAUUACGCGAUUACGAGCGAUAUGCGACAAGUAUAACGUCUGGUUGCAUCUCAGAGGGCACUCGUUAGCUGCGCUGGUAUUGAACAACUCGGCGAAAGAUCUGCCAUCGAAGAUCGCGGAUAGCAUUACGUUACCACUCGGGGUUUGGCUGGGUAUACCUUCGCUACCGGUGGUUACACUAUAUAGAUUAGCGGAUAUUAAAGGAGGCAGGCCCACUCCCAGAGAUACCACGUUAUCACUAGUUUCAGGAUUGAUGGCAGAUUCACUGUCGAGACGUUUGCCGACCUUGCCUUUGUGGGCUGUUUUGCAGAUAUUGGGUCGGGACGGUGUGCAUAACAGAUUUAAAAGGUGUUUUUUGGUUGUGGAAGAAUUGUACAAUAAGAUUAAAGAAUUCCCCUGUAUUAGAAUAUUGAGUCAACCGCCAGGCGGUGAAACGGAAACUUAUACGAUAAACGAGUAUCUGACGAAUCCUGUGAACAAUCUACAGUUAUUCGAGGUGGUGGCAAGCGCGUUAGUUUUUCAAUUCAUACCUACGAAUAAGAAUCUUCAAACUACGGAACGCGUACUACCCUAUUACGACAAGUUAAACUCUUGGUUAGGGCAGAUUCUUCAAAGAGACAUUGAUAAUGUACAAAUAGAGCUUUGUGAUAUAGAACAUUGCGGUGUCGCGAUCCGUAUAUGUCCAUUGGAGAAUCCCGACCGGCCACCAACGUCCGAGGAUAUAGACAAUUUGAUGACUUGCCUUGAACAACAAAUAGAAAUAUUGAUAGCAACAGUGGAGCAUAAAGACACGUUCGUACGUUUAGUCUCCGAAAACGAUUCUUUACAUUUGGUGGAAAUGCCGGGUUGGGCAGGUUUAGGAGGUGUGCGUUAUGCUCCACCUACGUGGAUUCACGUAAUGACCGAUCAAGCGAAAGAAGAAUUAAAUAGACUGAACACGCAGCUGGUCGAAACCAUACGCAGCACAGACGCUGCGUUUUCUCUCGGAGAAGGCGCGGAUGGUUUAGCUUGCGUGCGAUUUGGUAUGGUAACACAAGAUACAGAUGUGGCUGAACUGUUAACUUUAGUCUUGCAAGUUGGCCAAGAGGUGGAAGCUAGCUCCAAAAUGCUAGACACUAUAUCCGAAGUGGUGAAAAGAGGAAUCGAGACAGCGCAGAUCGAUUUGGAAAGGGAAAACGCGGAGAAACUUUGGCAAGAGGGUAUCCUCCGACAUGUCCCUGUAGUAGGGACUUUCGUUAAUUGGUGGAGUCCUCCUUCAAAGGAGACAGGCGUCCGUGGUCGUAGUCUAAACCUGCAAGCUGGUGUCGUGGAAAGUACCGAGAAUAUUUACAAGUAUCAUAUGCAGUUGCAACCAAAUUUCACAAACAGUAACGGCUCCGGGGCUAGAACUCCGCCGCAGCCGUUAGUGCAAACGCCGGUUGGUGCUAAUAGUCAGAAUCACAGUCGAUCGUCUAGCCAUUCUAGCCUACAGAGCGGUAAGAGUAUGCCUCUGAUAAGCAGUGUCACUUCCCAGCAUCAAGUAAAGGAAGAAUCCGGACCGAUAAAGUCGUAGUGAACAUUGUAUCUUUACCAUCGAGAGCACAUUGUUCUCGAGUGAUCAAAUUUGGCACAAGAGCGAUGCUUUUACAUGAAACGUUUACUCUUUAUAUUUGCAAGGAGCAUUAAAUCGUAACUCGUAAUCGCAAGAACUGUGCUGUAAGCGAACCGGGUGCUGUAAGCAAAAUGCGUGUCGGUUUAAUUUUUCUUCGCCAUUCACUGAUACUUUUCGUCGGCUGUCUCUCUUCUUGUGUUCCUCUAUAUCUCUAGAAUGUGUCUCCUGAGCAAUCCCUUUCGCAUGAAAAUUUCGUCGAGCUGAACAGUUAUUCCAAAGCGCGAUCGCGACUUAAUGCCAUGGAAUGGGCUCAUGUACUUACUAGACUGAUACAGCAAUGUCGCUUUUAUGAUAAGUUACGUAUACGUUUACACAGUGAAAUACCUCCUGCAGCACCAUAGUCAGGACAAAGCUCCCUCUUAAAUUGUUUCUCUUUAUUUUUUAAUAUUAAUUCUUCUGUGCAGUGAUUUAAAAAAAUGUAAUAUCAUAUGAAACUUAUUUAACAAUAAAUAAUUUUAUUGCGACGUAUUUGUGCGGCUAUGUAGUAAAUAAAAUUAUUUAUUGCUAAGGGA